AUGGCGGCAGCUGCCCAUGGACUUGAGACAGAUGAGCGGUACACAACACUAGAACAGCACCUGGAUGACCUGUUCCAGACAUUCUGGCGCAAGCUCAAACACAAAGCCGAUCAACACAAACAGGUACAGCUGGGGGGCACCCCCCCGGGGGUAGACAUCAACAAGGUGAGCCCCCAGGGUCAAAACAAAAGUCAAGCGCUAAACACAUGGCAGGGCCCACCAUUAUUACCAUGCGUGCCACGCCAAAGAACCCACGAGGCCCCAUAAGGGCGGACAAACCGGGCCAGCCAUAGAGACCCCACAACUACCUGAGGGAGCGAACAGCCUUCCACAGACAAGUACAGCACAAGCUGCACAUACAUGUUCUGAGAAGAGGGAAAACAAGGCGACCACUGGGUGGAAAGCACCAAGACCACCCACGACUCCACCUAACCCAGCUACUAAAUACUGGGACAACAUUGCAAACCCUCCUUAAAAGCAGGCACUCACCCACAAAUGCCUCCCACAGGCCGCAGCCCCGGGACGCAUGGAAGCAACUCUCAGCUGCACUAUCGGCGGAUCCGCUAGAACCGUCCUCACACAAGGGCAUCGGCCAAACAAAACUACCUGGACUAUCCAUACAGCCCCAGGCACACCAUACAUGGACAUAAGCACGCCUAAAUAA
Messenger RNA from Pelobates cultripes (western spadefoot toad), 664 nucleotides. The record is from the annotation of a GenBank genome assembly. Lineage: Eukaryota; Metazoa; Chordata; Amphibia; Anura; Pelobatidae.